Molecule: messenger RNA, 378 nt
Organism: Fusarium venenatum
Lineage: Eukaryota; Fungi; Ascomycota; Sordariomycetes; Hypocreales; Nectriaceae
Source: RefSeq, a predicted model, not a curated record
AUGUCCGACUGUCCAGUCUGCGCCCGCGCGGCCCGCAUGGCUAAUAGGCACCGCAAAGCUCGCCACAUUGCUCGCGUUGUUGCACCAUUCCUGAAGCGGUUGGAACCAGGCCUCCCAGGAGGCACGAUGUCGGUGGCCGAGAUCGAAGAAGCCUGUAGAGCCUUCCCCGGCGAUGGCGAGUGGAAGCUCGCAAGCGACCUAACCGCCUGGGACACCACCGACGCCAACGCCGACGCCGGCACCGCUCCUCCUCCUCCUCCUCCUCCCACCACGCCAACUCGCAAGAGGCGCCGCAGUCUUCGGGGCAGCAAGAUCAAUGUCUUUCAAGACUUUGGAGAACAAGAACACGAUACCAUCUAUGGACGUGACAACGGCUAA